AUGUAUUGUGCUGGUCAAACACUUAAUGCUGAGUAUGAGGGGGUGAAAUGCAUUUGCGUGCCGGUGGAGGACCGUCCUCACUCCCCUCUGGAUCAGCACUUUGACAGCAUGGCUGAGCGGAUCCAACAGAACCACACUGGAAGCUCGCUGGUGUUCUGCUCUGCUGGUAGAAGCAGGUCUCAGUGUCUAAUCAUGCCGUAUCUCAUGAGGUUUGAGGGAGUCUCACUGCUUCAGGCUCAUCAGCAGGUUCUGGCUGCACGACCCUUCAUCCGGCCAAACGCAGGGUUCUGGAGGCAACUGCUUCAGUAUGAGAGGAAACUGACCCACUGCAACAGCAUCAGGAUGGUGGCCACCUCACAGGGCGUCCUACCUGAGGCCGUCCAGCUCACACAGGACUCGUCAUCACACUGCCUUAAUUUAUAAUUCACUAGGUUGUUUUGAACUGGAUAUAUUUAUAUGGUGUAUCUGUGUUUUUAAAACUUAUGUUUAUACGAAUCAAAAAAAAUCAUGUAUUUUUUAAUAACAUGUUUGAACCUGGUUUUUGAUGUUUCAUGGUAAUACCAUGGUAUUCCUUGAAGUACCUUCAUUUACUAUUUAUGAAUAUGGUAAUCAAUUGGUAAAGUGAACGUGACACAUGAAGGCCAAGUAGUGAGCACUGCAAACUGUGAUAAACACCUAGAGUUGUGGCACCCAGGGAGUGAUUGUGGGUUAGGUGCCUUGCUCAAGGGCACCUCAGUCAUUUCCUGCAACCUUUGGGUUACCAGUCAGACUCACUAACCAUUAGGCCUUGACUGAAAGAAGUAAAAGUGAAAAGAAACCAGUAACAUCUGAUACUUUAAUUGUACAAUGGUAAAUACUAAAAAAAAGGAAGUGGUCAUAUUUGUGGCUUUCUUAUUAUCUGUGCAGAUCAUAAUAGCAGUGCCUCACCGCAGUUACUAAAACUGACUAUAAUAAAAAUUACCUCAGAGGACAGAGUUCAUUUUAACCCUGUAAACCUUUAGACAAAAUCUAAAAUAUAAUCUAAAAAAAAAGUUUGCAUAUGUGUUUUAUGUUUUGUAUCUGUCACAUUUAGAGUUUGUUUUUUGAUCUGUUUCUCUGUCCGUGUUUGAGCUUUUUUGUUCAUCUAAUAGUUUCUAGUUCAGUUUCUAUCUGUUCUUUGUCUAGCAUUGAUUUAUGACAGUGUGCCUCGUAUAUGCUUCUAUUUAUUGUUUGGAUUAUUAUAUUGAAUAUAUCUCCUUUAUCAUGCAGUUCAGUACAUCCUCCACAUCUACAUCAGGCUUUUAUGGCCCAUAUAGUAUCAUAUAGUGUGAAUAUGUAGCUCAGACUCAGUGGGAAAAAACACCUGAAAACACCUCAAUUUUAUUCAGAGACCAAAUUAACAAAAAAUAUUCAUUUUGGUGCAAAUGUUAUUUGUAUGAAAUUCUGAUAAACAUAUCAGCUGUCACUGUAUCUUCUAAUAAUAUGUCAUAAUAAGAUGACAUUUAAAUAUGUUUUAUGAUCAAAGCUCUCUGUAGUUUUAAUUAUGGUGGGUAAAAUAUAAUUAAAUGCAAUACAACUAUAAUCAAGCCUGAAAAAUUAUGUAGGCCUAUGGAUAAUCACGUAAACAUAAGAUGCUUCAGUCCAGCUGCUCUUCUUGAAAUAUUAUUUAACAAUAUAAGUUUGUUUCAAGAUUU
Molecule: messenger RNA, 1673 nt
Organism: Megalobrama amblycephala (Wuchang bream)
Lineage: Eukaryota; Metazoa; Chordata; Actinopteri; Cypriniformes; Xenocyprididae
Product: dual specificity protein phosphatase 14-like
Exons: 2
Coding region: 1-423 (140 amino acids)
Biological process (GO): protein dephosphorylation
Molecular function (GO): protein tyrosine/serine/threonine phosphatase activity
Source: RefSeq, a predicted model, not a curated record